Messenger RNA from Ostrinia nubilalis (European corn borer), 6200 nucleotides. Its product is annotated as DENN domain-containing protein 1A. Gene Ontology annotation, biological process: endocytosis; endocytic recycling. Gene Ontology annotation, cellular component: cytosol; intracellular membrane-bounded organelle. The coding region runs from base 269 to 2563 and encodes 764 amino acids. The record is from RefSeq and is a predicted model, not a curated record. Lineage: Eukaryota; Metazoa; Arthropoda; Insecta; Lepidoptera; Crambidae. The transcript is spliced from 15 exons. Gene Ontology annotation, molecular function: guanyl-nucleotide exchange factor activity; phosphatidylinositol phosphate binding.
CUGUCGAAGAUUUCCACUUUGGUUUUUUGAUUUUGUUCCUGUUGUUGAAGUGGCUGGUUGGUGGUGGUGACUGGUGACUAACUAAAAUCGUCCGUCUUUCGUAAUAGGUUCCAAAAAAUACAUAAAAUAUUGAAAAAUGUACUAUGUUGCGUCUGAAAAGUAGUCUUCUAUGGCUUGUGAUAUUUCGUGAUAUGUGUAUUGUAGGACACAAAUUCAAAGUAGGGUUCAUAAAGAUGUAAUCUAAAUUUUCCGAAUUCCACGUCGAGACAUGGGUUCCAGAGUAAGAGAUACCGUACGCUACUUGUUUGAACUAUUCUGUGAAGUUGCCCCAGGAGAUCAUUCAAAGGAGCCAUAUGUAGUUAGAAAAUACCCAGAAUCAUACAAAAAUGAAGAAGAGUUAAAGAAUAUUCCUAAAUUCACAUUCCCAUGUCAACUAGAAAAUUCAUUUGUUCAACAGUACUCAUUUGUGUUGACAUCUGUGGACUCCAAAUACACAUUUUGUUUUUGCCGCUAUGAUCCAAAAGCAAAUACAGCAUUGGUUCUGUUAUCACAUCUUCCAUGGCAUGAUAUAUUUUAUAAGUUAUUAACUUGUAUAGCUAAUCUUCUAAAUGGGCCAGAGAAGGGAGAGUUGAUAUCAUUUUUAGAAGCAUGCCGAAUAAGACCGCCCAUGCCUGGUCACACCUUGAAAGUCACAUACAAUGCUGGCCACAGUGUUUUUUCUUGCCAAUGUCCGGACGCAAAACUACCAAGUAUUCCUGAAAAUAGCAACCUUACGGAAUACUUUAGUGCCAUGGAUGCAAAGUGUAUGGCGGGUCUUUGGGCUGCAUUACUUCACGAGAGACGGGUAGCAAUCGUUGCUACUAAACCGUCUCGGCUGUCGGCAUGUGUACAGGCAGCUAACACAACACUGUUUCCUAUGUCAUGGCAACACAUAUUCAUUCCAAUAUUGCCAAAACAUUUGGCGGAUUAUUUGUUAGCACCUAUGCCGUUCCUCAUUGGAGUUCCUAGAAAUGUCAUGGAGAAAGUAAGGAUGUCAGAUAUUGGAGAUGUUGUGAUUUUAGAUGUAGAUAACAAUGAACUCAGAACACCCUUUCACGAUUUAGAAAGUCUUCCACCUGAUUUGGUAGCAAGUUUAAAAAAAGCUUUGAGUGAUAAAAAUGCCCUGGGAGAUGCUGUGUCGAGAGCAUUUUUGCGAGCAUUAGUAUGUUUGAUAGGAGGCUAUCGAGAUGCUAUAAAAAUUGAAAAUGGUCAGUUGAUCACAUUCAACCCUGAGGCUUUUGUGAGAACUAGAAAAAACAUGCAGACAUUCCUUAGAAAAAUACUGCAGUCGCAAAUAUUUCAACAGUUUAUUGAUGAACGACUAGAUUUGCUCAAUUCAGGACGAGGUUUCAACGAUGAAUUCGAAGUAGAGUGCAACAAUUACGCCGACAAGCUAAACACAGGCAGUGGCCAAAAGCUGAAACAGCAGUAUAGAGAUUGGGCAAAAACAGUUAAAAAAGAAGGUGGCGCCUUUUUCAAGACUGUCAAGGAUAAGGCGAACCCAGCAGUACAAUCGGCUGUGAAAACGGUUCGACAAGGUGGUAAAAAUAUGAAAUCAGCUGUAAGAGGGCUGAAAAACAAAAUACCACGAACUGGAUCCCGACCAUCUUCAAUUAAUACGACUGAUGAUAGCAGAUUCUCGUGCGGUUCAGCCACGCCUGUGUCAUCAGACUCAUCAUCAGAUUCAUCGCCGUCGCACGACCCACCGCCUCGUGAGGCCCCCCCUGCGUUACCUCUCGACUUGCUCACCGAAAUGGAGUUCCUAUUCUCGAAGAAAAACGCACAACGACGUGAUAGCUUCCCAAAUAGUUCGCACAAUUCAGACGCCAGCUUACAGGAUAAAUCAAAAACACUGUCACCAUGUCUCCCACCUCGGUUACCAGAACGUCCCCAACUCCCACUCCGUUACCCAAUCAUUUCCACGAGGAAACUAAUUGACCUCUCGGAUGCGCCGACCCCGCCGCCGCGGUCGGUCCCACCACCGAACAAUACGCACUUUGUCAGCAACAUCACAAAAAACGAUAUAGCAACGGAGAAAGACUUCCGCACCAGUGCAAUACGAUUCAUAGAAGGCACAGAUAAAGCCAAACUAAAACUUACCAUUUCAUCCAAUCAAAGAAAGGUGCCACAACAGAGUGCGACUUUGCCAUGUAACGGCAACGCGCCUAAAAUAACGGCACCGUCCCUAGGAGUUAGGCAGAACCAAGAUUAUUUACCCAGGGCCACUACUCGACCCACUGUCAACAUAGCUCCGAAAGGGAAAGCUCAAGAGUCGUUGGGCUCAGUGUCAGAUCUCAUUAAACUGGAUGAUUCGCCAUCAAGCUUAGAAGAUUUUGAUCCCUUGAUGUGUCGCGAAAAAGACAAAGUUGAACAGAUCAAGUCGUCUACCGACAGUGCUCUCUUACAUGAAUACGGACUUGACUUUAGUCAAUUUGGUUUGUUGGACUCCUACUCGGCCAGUUCUUCUGGCACUCGGCAGGAGGCUAGCUCCAGUGUGCCCAAAGGCUGGACAACAUUUAAUUAAAUGUCAACAAAGUAAGUAAACAAGGAAAUGGCUACUUAUUAAAGAAUUAUUUCAAACCAUGAUACGUAUUUUUAUAUAUUAUUAUAUUAUGUACAUAAAUGACACGUAAUUUUUAUUUGUAUAUUAAUGUUACUAUAGAGACUAUAAAAGUGGACAUUUCUUUGUUUAUAGCUAUUAGGAUGUAGAAUUAUUAAAGGACUGUCACUGCAACUUCUUUACUCAUUGUAAAAUAAUAUCUGUAUAGUUUGCGUAAUUAUAGUUAUAUUUUUUGUAUAACGCUUUUUUACCUAGUGAUUUUAUUAUUUAUUGAUGAGGUGAUUUUAGUAAUGCUGUUUAUAAAAUACCUAGUAAUUAUUGUAUAUAAUGUUACAUAUCAAUUUAUAUUAAUGUGCAAUGUAUAUGUAUAUGUGUUGUAGAUUUCACUUAUCAGUAAACUAUUCCAAGUAAGUACCUAUUUUGGGAACUUUUUAAUCAUUUCGUUUGAAGUGAUUAGUCGAUUCUAGUUCUUCCCAAUUAUGGUUUUGUUUUAUUGUUGUUUAUGGAUGUAACUCAUAUUUAAUCCUCGUUUUGACCUACGCCGUAGAUAUAUUGUAAAUGUAGAUGAAUUUAAUAACACUGCGCUGUGAGCUAUGUUUCGAGUUUAAUCGAAGUACCUGAGCCGAUCUAUCCAUUUAAUUAUACAUUUUCAAACAAAAUAAUUAAAGCGAUGAAACCAAAAGGUGCAUAUUUAUGUAUUCGUUCUCCAAGUUUAACUUUGGUAUAAAAAGUCCAAACAUAGCUCGACAUAUACCUAAAUUCUUUAGAAAUUUCCUUAUAUGUAAACAAACACUUCUGCACACAAUUACACCAUAAUCACUUACGUGUUCAUAAUAUCAUACACAUUAUUUCACAAGCCCAUGAAACCAACUUUAUUCUCACGAUUAUACAAGUUUGGAAUCAAUCUUUAAACAAAUUAUUUUAGCAAAAUAUGUGGACGAUGAAAAUUUGUGAGACUUGUCAAAUUGACUUGAAGUUUAAAAUUAUUUGUUAUCUCCAUGUUGUCUCUGACACAUCAGUGUUGUAACCUGUAAGUCAUAGACAAUAGUCGGUAAAUGUAAUCGAUUUUAUUUCAAUUAUUCAAUCAUUUUUAUUACUGAUUGCAUUUAAAUAGAUUUAAAUAGGGUCUUAAUCAACAAUGUAUUUUUUCUUCAUUGAAUGUACUACUAAUUAUUUAAUGCAUUGCUUUAUAAAGUAUUAUAAAUUCUUUCUAUAGGUACUAUCGGGGACUCUUCCGCCUGACCACUUUGUAGAAAUUUUAGCGUAAGCGCAUCGCUCCGGUCACGUGCUCACCCCGUCUCUAAUUGGUUACGCAUUUUACUACGACCAAUAAGAGACAAUCAGGGCUUAGGUUGCAAUACGAAAUACCAUUGUGCACUUUAUUGUCAUACGGUUAAGGUUUAAAACGAAAUGUUUCUUUUUCUUCAAUCUUUCUUAGUUUUAGGCUGAGUUGCACCACCUAACUUUGACCGUAGCUAUAACGGUAACCGGUGCUUUUUGUAUGGAGUUUAACAGAUUUUUGACGUUUGACAAAGUUAAAGUAAGAUGGUGCAACUCAGCUUUAGAAUUUUAAUAAUAGAAUUUGGUUACAAACAAAUAGAUAAUAUGUAUUUUUUUAAUAUUGUAUUUUUAUACGAGGUCUGUCUGCUUUUUGCUUUGGCGAACUGUCGACAUAUUCUCUCCUUUGUUUUUUGUGAAGUUUUGUGAUCCCUAACCGAUUGAUUUUGUUUUGUGUUGACCCGUGCUAGUAAUUGGACUGUUUGAUUGCCUUUUUAUUGACCUCCGCGCGAUUACUGAAUCAUGGCCUCUCAAAAUAAUUCUUAAUUCUUAUAUUUAAUUACAAACUUAUCUAUCUAUACAUUGUUAACUGUUUAAGUAUUAUUUAGUUUGAAGUUUAAUUUUUAUUGAUUUAAAACCUUGUGUAAAGACACUUAAUGUGCAAUAGAAAAAUUAUUUUGAAAUAAAACUAACUUAAUAUUAUAAUAUUUAUAAUAACCAAUUACCUGGAUCAUUGCUACCUAGUUACAAUAUUUGUAUUAAAUUGUAAUAACGUAGAUAAGUGUUUCUUUUAAACGGAAAACAAAAGUUGCUAAUGUAUUAAAAAUAAAUAGAAACCUAUUAUAGGUUUUUAUUUACCAGCCAGAUCUUAUAAUAAUUGUUUUUAAGCCACAAAUAUUCCUUAACUAUUUCCUAAUUAAUUCAAUAACAUAUAGUUUAUAAAUUAUAAGUUCCGAAUAAAUUAAAUACCUAUUAAACAAGUAAAAUUCGAAAGUGACUGUAUGAUUUUGCAUUUUUCGCCUUAACUAGCUAAACUAAUAUCAUGAGAUUUACAAUCUUAAUAUGAACAAUAAUUAUAGAAAGGGCUACUUUUUUCUCAGGAAAUUGCACAGUUACCUCGGAAUGUGCGAUAGCAAUUUUGUGACCCGAGCGGGCAAUCGCUAGUUAAAUUUUUACACGAAGCCCCAUAUAAUAUUUUGUAGCGAUUCUUUAUUGGGUUUCAAAUUUACUAAAAUGCGACGUUGCCAAACGAGCGCUACGGAUGCGGGUAAGCUAAGCAAUACUCAAUCCUAAACGCUUUACAUAGAGCUUGGUUUGCUAGGGCAAACAUCUACAGUGGUGCGCCGACGCUGCUUAGACCCGAAACAUGAAUGAAUGGGGGCGUAGCUUAAUCGAGCGUGUGUGUGCAAACAAUUUAGGCCCUUAAGGUGUCAAGGCGUCCGAGUCCCCGAUAGUACGUAAGUACUACAAUAAUUUCAAUCCGCGAUUAACGAGAGGUUUUGUCGCCUCACUAGGGCACAGAUUUAAAAUGUUUUAAUGUCAGUUGGCCAUAUUUGUUUACAUAUAGGGAAAUUUCUAAAGAAUCCGACUUUAGGUAUGUCCCAAAAAUUAUGUCAAGCGAAAGCAAAGAAAUAACACCCAUAACGUUACAUACUCGAAUCAUGCACAUAUGCUCACGGCUCAAUCGUGAACGUCGUACACGUGAACGUCGUACAAAAAACAGUAAUAACAUGGUGGUGAUAGUAGUAGCCCUAAGGAUGUUCUACUUCUUAGCUUGACAUACUUUUUGGUCUCCGUAAAAAUAUUAUUCUCGUAUACUUAUUUGAUAAAUAAAUAUUAUAAAAAGUACAAUUAGAUGUAACAAAUAAUGAAAUUAUUUUGUCAACUUUUACCAAAAUAAUUAUUAACUCACAAACACGAAUAUUUAAUCGAAUCAUAUUUUUUCAUAAGGUGCUGUAAUAAGCUUAAGAAUCGGUCGUUCUCUAGUGUCAACAAAUUAUUUAUUUCUAUUUAAUACUACCAUCAAUACCGUCAAGAAAACAUAUUGUGCAUUGUCUACUACUACAAACAUAUUUAAAAAAAACUGAUGUGUUGUUAUGAUCCAAAAAAAUGUUAAGUGAAAAUUUGAGGCCAAAUUAAAAGCAUAAGCAGUAAUAAGCACAAAUUAAAUGUAGUUUAAUAACAGCGAACACAAAGUAAUAAUUAUUGCGUGUUACUUGCUUGCUUUAGAAGAUCAUCCAUCACUUGUUCUGUAUUAAAUUGAUCAUGUAAUAAUACUGAGAACAAAAAAUAAAGAAUUAUAGGAGAAUUCGUUUUAUUUGAA